AUGGGUGCUUAUGUACAUCUCGCGCUCUGGUUCGCCUUGGUAUGGCUGCUUGAACUAUUGGGCAUGGCCAAAUGCUGGGGAAAUUAUAACGCCAUGCUAUUUGCCCAUGUCCCCAGAGAUGAUCUCGGUGAUGCCACCAAGGCACAACAGCAAGAGGCAACAUCAGCUCGACACGUUGCAACGACAACCCAGCAACGCCGAACGGGCCGUCUUGUCCUUCUCUGCUUCGCUGACUCGAAGCAUACCUUUGGUGCGCGUGCCACAACAGAUGCAGGCAGGUCAAGAAUCCAGCCAACCAUGGGCGCAAAUGCCCACGCGCCGCCAUGUGUUGUAACGGCAUGGAUUCGACGAUGGGACUAUGCUGCGGCCAAAAAGGCACAUAUGCUGGCUUCGAAGCGGCCCAUUGGCGUCUCGAGAACCACAGAUGCCUGCCGGUCUGGACGGUGUGGUGGUGGCGCAAUUCCCGGCCUGUUGACGACUCCCGCAUUUACCUCCGUUCCUCCUGACAGCGGCGCCGUUAUACCAAGACCAAAUUUGGAUGCAGAACGUGCAACCCUUCUUGAUGAAUCGCAAGAAACCUGUACUAAUAACCGUGGCUUUGGUUCAAGGAUCCGCAAGGUCCGUUGUGACGAAACAUGGCCGACCUGUAAUAACUGUAAACGAACCGGCCGCGAGUGUGAUGGCGUCGGUCAGCCCGUUAUGAAAGAGCCCAACAGCUUCACCUUCAUCCAGCCCUUGACGCUUUCUCACUUCCAACCCUCGAGAAUCAGCAGCCUCGACCACGAAGAGCAACAGUGCAUGGAAGCCUUUCGACACCGCCUCGUCUAUUGUAUUAUGGAAGACGUAGGCCGGCCAUCCUUAAAGGGCCUCAUGCUGCAGGCUGCCUAUGAAGAACCGGCGUUUUUAAAAGCCGUCAUCGCUUUCACCGUGUUGUGUGAUGCCUACGACGAGGCUAAGAGGGCGAUGACGGUGUGGGAUCCAAAAGCGACAGAGGUCUCGGAAGACGUGCAGCUUGCUAUUCUUAAUUAUCGCACGUGUAUACACAAAAUGCAGAACAUGAUUCCGAACGGCGACGGACGAUCCAUCAAUGUCAUCUUGUUGUGUACGAUUGUGUGCAUCUGCUUUGAGCUUCUCAUGAGAAAUCCCGAGAUGGCUCUCUGUCAUUUGGACCAUAGCCUUCAAAUUCUUAACUCCAAUGCCGACUCGAUUGAUCAAGAUUUGGUUCUGGCUUUCACCAGGCUUGACCUGCAGGUCUCCGUCUUUCUUGGCAUGCGAUCGCCCCUAAUGGCUCUAAAUAUCACAGAAUUGGCGGAUUUCAGUCUCAAAAAAGUCUCUAGAGACCCAGAGAGCGAGCUUGCGGGUCUAAUAGGCUCAGUGUUCACCUUUCUCCGACUUAAAGCAGACGACUACCGCUAUCGAGUCCCGGGAUCGAUCCCACUCGACCUUCUGUUAGAAGCCAAGUUGCUGGAAGAUAAACUACAUCAAUUCCGAAAACAAUACCUCACGCCCGGCUCCAACGGAGACUGGCUAUCCCCCGCCGGAGAAGCCCACCUACGAGUCAAAUGCCUCACGGGCAUCAUUCUCGUGGCCACGUCAUUGUACACUGAGGAAGCAAUAUACGACCAAUUCACCUGUGAUUUCCUCGCUAUAGUAGACAGCGCGUCCGAAAUACUCAGCCCGCUUCCCGUGAGCCCCAUCUCAGACGGGGGCAGUCCACGGCAACACGUAGAAUUUGCUCUCGACAGGGCCAUCAUACACUCCUUAUAUAUCACUGCCUUAAAAUGCAGAAGCUCGCUCAUUCGCCGACGAGCAAUUGAACUGCUACAGAUAACACCUAGCCUUGGGGGUUCAUGGGAUGCAAUGACCUAUGCCAAAAUAGCAGAGCGCCUGAUGCAGUUGGAGGAGGCGUGUUUGGAAGAGCCGCAGCCAACCGAUCCAGCAGUUGUGCCAGAAUGGUGCCGUAUUCACUCGGUAGAUAUUUAUCCCCAAAGCAGUGGAAAAUUUGUGAAGGUUCGAUUUCGAUUUCGACCUAAUGGUAUGGAUGGGGAGUGGAGCGACUUUUCAGAGACGAUAGCUUGGUGA
Molecule: messenger RNA, 2082 nt
Organism: Metarhizium robertsii ARSEF 23
Lineage: Eukaryota; Fungi; Ascomycota; Sordariomycetes; Hypocreales; Clavicipitaceae
Product: Zn(2)-C6 fungal-type DNA-binding domain protein
Exons: 6
Coding region: 1-2082 (693 amino acids)
Biological process (GO): regulation of DNA-templated transcription
Molecular function (GO): DNA-binding transcription factor activity, RNA polymerase II-specific; zinc ion binding
Source: RefSeq, a predicted model, not a curated record